This is a messenger RNA of Phascolarctos cinereus (koala), 2457 nucleotides long. Lineage: Eukaryota; Metazoa; Chordata; Mammalia; Diprotodontia; Phascolarctidae. The record is from RefSeq and is a predicted model, not a curated record.
UUACAUGCCUAAUCCCUCGGGGUGCUGUUAACAUCAGCUGUGUGCCAUGCUCCAGCACACGUGAUACGAGGUGCCAGCCUUGGCUCUUGCACCAGCCCUGCAUCAACCAACAGGAGGACUGGUAUCAGAGAAGGCUUCAGAGACAUAUCGCCUAAAUUGGGCCUGGAUGGAAAACAAGGAUUUUAACAGGCAGAGAUGUUUGGGAAAGACCAGUAGGACGCCAUCACGAAGAACAGCACUCACAAAGCAAAGGAGAGGUUAAAAAUUAAAAACUCAGAGAAGAUUCCAGGUGGAAAAGAAUCCUGGACAAAAAGGCUAUUCUACUCAACAACAUGGAACUGGUUCACUGUCUUCUCUUACUUUUGUGUGUUGGCUUAUGUUUUUGUAAGCUCUGGGAAGGCACACUAUAUGGAGAAGUCAAUGUGAAGGCAAGUGAUCAGUGGAGAAACCUAAAGACAACUAAGUCGGUUUAACUGGAAGAGCUGCAGUGGCAUGUGUAGUGAGGACAGGACACAGAAAGAAGAGAGUUUCUCACUAGCUCCAGAGGUUCUUCUAGAUGAAAAAUGCUUACAAGAAAACUACACACGUCAGUCUUGUGAAAAAGUCUUCUGCCACCCAUGGGAAAAAUGUAUUGAAGGAAGUUGUCUUUGCAAACUUCCUUACCAGUGUCCAAAGGCUGUUAUGCCUGUGUGUUCAAAUACUGGAAAAACCUAUAAUAAUUACUGUCAACUAAAGAGUCAUGAAUGCCUUCAUCCAAAAACAAAGUUUUUACUUAAUGGAACUUGCCAUAGUCAAGGCCAAUUUGAUCUUUCUUUGAAAUAUGGAGAAACAGAGUCAGAGGGACUUGUUGAAGUAAAACUUGGGAAUACUACAGCAUUCAUAUGUAAAAAAAAUUGGAGCAUAACUGAAGCAAAUGUGGCCUGUUUAUAUCGUGGAUUUAAAGAAGGGGCUGUCGAUUAUAGGAAAACAUUCAAUGUCCCUGAUGAUGUUGAUGUCGAGAUCACUGACUGUUUGCAAGCAAAUUGUAGAGGAUUGGAGACCACUUUGGCAGAAUGUGUUUUAACCAAAAGGAAGGCUAAUAGCAAGGAUUUGGCUGGUGUGGUGUGUCAUACACAGGAAGCAGACUUCAAUGACAAUUCAUUUCAGUGUGUCAAUGGGAAGCACAUUCCAGUGGAGAAAACUUGUGAUGGCACCAAUGAUUGUGGAGACCAAAGUGAUGAGCUGUGUUGUAAAGGGUGCAGAAGUGGAGGUUUCUUUUGUAAAUCAGGUGUUUGUAUUCCAAAAACAUAUGAGUGUAAUGGUGAACUGGACUGCCUUAGAGGAGAUGAUGAAGCAAAUUGUGAAGGUUUGGGACACUCUGAAGUUCAAGAACAAGCUGAAAUAUUGACUGCUAAUAUGGAUGAAGACAGAAAAUUAUUCAAGUCUCUUUUACCCAAAAUAAGCUGUGGUGUUCGAAACAACAGCCACACUCACAUUCGAAGGAAACGAAUCGUAGGAGGACAGAUUGCAACUGAGGGGGAAUUCCCAUGGCAGGUGACAAUUAAAGAAGGGAGUAAAAUCCACUGUGGAGGAAUUUAUAUUGGUGGCUGCUGGAUCCUGACGGCUGCACAUUGUGUCAGAAAAAAUGUAGUACAUCGGUAUCAGAUAUGGACAGGAUUACUAGACUGGAUAAAACUUAACCAUGGAGUUGGAGUCCACAGGGUAAAACGAGUGAUAAUCCAUGAAAACUACAGUGGAACCACCUAUCAAAACGACAUUGCUUUGAUAGAAAUGCAAAAACACCAAACCAAGGCCACGUGUGAGCUGAUAAAUACUGUCCCUGCAUGUGUCCCCUGGUCCAACUAUCUCUUCAGCUCUGGUGAUAAGUGCUUUGUUUCUGGCAUAGGACGAAAUGAAGAGGCAAAAAAUAUUUUUAAGCUCAAAUGGGGUGAAGUCCAGCUGAUAGGCAACUGUUCUAAAUAUUACUCAGAUCGCUUUUUUGAGAAGGAAAUGAUAUGUGCAGGAACAGAUGAUGGUUCUACAGAUGCCUGUAAAGGAGAUUCUGGAGGGCCUUUGGUCUGUAUGAAUUCCAACAAUGUGUCUUAUGUUUGGGGCAUUGUGAGCUGGGGCGACAAUUGUGGAAAACCUGAAUUCCCUGGUGUUUACACCAAAGUGUCCAACUAUUUCGACUGGAUUAGUUAUCAUGUGGGAAGGUCUUUUAUUUCUCAGUACAAUGUAUGACGGUAUGACUUCCUUGUCUUUUCUAUUAUAGUCAGAAUUCCCACUUUAACCUAAAUAAGACAAUAUGUAAUUACUAACUUUUAAAGAUUAAAAAAAAACACUUUCAAAAACCACAAAAAAUUUUCAAAACUAUGUUUUGUAGUUAUUUUUUCUGUUCUUUAUGAGAUUUGUGCCUGAGUAAAUGCUGUACUUAAAUUCACUGAAACGUUCUCAAAAUAAACACUUUUGACAAGCAAG